Molecule: messenger RNA, 1559 nt
Organism: Stylophora pistillata
Lineage: Eukaryota; Metazoa; Cnidaria; Anthozoa; Scleractinia; Pocilloporidae
Source: RefSeq, a predicted model, not a curated record
GUGUCGAUUUCUAAUUGUCUCUUCUGUAAGAUCAAGUUUCAAGAAAACAAAUCGGUCUUUGUCUGUCGGUUGUGUUUUCGAAGAUGGCGCUGUCUCUUACAGUCAUCCUCGCAAUGCUUUCUUUCCAGUUUCAUUUUGUGUUCACCGACGGGUAUGAGAAACCUGUGGAAAGAAAUCGAUGGAAGAGAGCCCUCAGCGAUGAUGAUAUCAUACUUGGUCUUAAAAUGUACGAAAGGAAAAUGGCCGGUUUGCAGAGAAAAAUCCAACAGCAACUGGCGAUUAUGAAGAAACAAAAACGUCAGAUCGACUUGAUCAAGUAUUACAUGAAAAGAAAAGGGGACGAUUACGAGAAGGAAGACCUAAAGGGGAAUAUUGUCACUGAUACUGAAAAGGGAAAACAGAAUCUACAGCUAAUGUCAUUGGACAACCUGGUGCGUGAAGUAGAUCAUCAGGAAGAGCGACAACGGAAACUCUUGGAAGAACUUAAGAAAGAAAACACUGUUAUGGGUGACAUUCAGCAACGUGUGCUCAACAAUCGCGCAGUUUGCCGUGACACGCACACAGAAUGGAAAGACGUGGGUAGUGGUACGAUCAGAGAACUCUCCAGGCAGUACGUGAAAUGCAAUGGUGACGAGCUUUUGCUCCGAUUUUAUUUGCAAAAGAAGUCCGCAGCUGCUAAGAAAGUCAGAUAUAACUAUCGAUGUUGUCGAUUGAGUUUGAAAGAUAACUGGCAGAGGCCAAACGACAUGUGAAGGAAUAACUCUGUAUUUAGCUUUGAUUAAUCAAAGCCUACCAAUACUUUGCACUUUCUGGUGUUGCUAUAGUGAGUUUAGACAUGGGUUUUGAGCAACGUAACAAUUACCUUCAGUUGCUUACUUUUCCUGGAAUCCUUACAUCGAAGAAAAAUUAGAUCAAGAAGAGAAAUUAUAUUUCGUUUUUUCAUCAGAUUGUUUACUUCCUCGCAAAAGUGUGGGCUAUCAGAGAGCAGAGCGCGCAGUGAAAAGAUUUGGUUUCGAUUUAAUAAAAGAAAACUGUAUCCUUUUUUCUUAACAAAAGCGAGUUUUAGCUUUUUGCGCGUGGCCCUGUCUUCCUCCCUAUGUUUGAUGCCGAUUUGACUCUCAUUAAAUCCUUACAGAAAUAAAUUACCACUGAAAACUUAAAUCUAAGUAUUCCAAUAUACCUUCGCAUGAGGCUUCUCGACCUGGCCAGCGUAUAUCGAAUAGGAUUUAACACCAUAGUAAUCAACUGUAAACUGGAAAUUGACGGUUCUUCGUAUCUUUUUUUUUGUUUCGAUUUUCGUUCAGUUUCGUAAACAACUGUCUGAGGAUGGGCUAGAAAAUACAACUGAAGUUAACAAUGUACGGCUGAUUAAGAGCAUAUUUUAAAUUUCACUUUAUAAAUAAAUUUACUCGAUUAUUCCACUAGCUAAAGAACUGUGUAACAAAAAUGGGGUCAUUAACAAAUAGACAUGUUCUUUAUGAAAAUGCAGGGAUCAAUUCUAAAAAUAAACUGAGAUCCGUUAAACAAAAGAAAUAAACAGAUGCUGAACUUUGCUAUCA